AUGUCGCCCGGAAACUCGCCACAACAGUCGCCAUGUAGCUCGUCACCUUCGCAGCCCGGAAUGUCGCCCGUUAAGUCGCCCGUGUCGUCUCUACCGCCUCUCAACGGCUCUCUGAACGUUGCUAAGCGGCGGAAGGUGGACGGACUGUCCCCCAGUGACCACAGAAGGGUCUACUCUGCUGCUUCUCCUAAGGGAGGUGGCGACGAAACAGGCUCGCGCGAGGCUGCUGUUUCAGCAGGGAGCAUGGUCUCACUGGUAACGCCUAGUAAACGGUCAGUGAGUACUCCUGCACGUUUGGGUACUCCUCGAGGGGGCCAAAGAACACCAAGUCUGGCAGACCGACCGAUUCCGGUGCUGAUGCCCAGAGAAGAGGAGGAUGACGUGUCGAGAAGCAGGAGGUCCAGUUAUGCGAAUUUGUAUGUGAUGGAGGAGACGACCGCAGACAUUGAUGACAAAGGAGAUGCUUCGGCAAUUACAGCCACCACUUCCACAGCCACAACCGCAUCCAACGACAAAAGCAUAUCGCCGACUUCUUCCGAAGCUGAUACCGUAUCAGCAAACAAGGGAAAGGAAGUUGAGAAGGCGACUCCGGAGAACACAAGUGCAUCCGCUAUCGACACCUCACAAUCAUCUGACAAAUCUUUCUCGGAAUCUGCCCCGAUUGAGUCUGUCGAGUCCGCCAAGCUUAAAGCAACGCUGCUUCCCCCGCCAGAGGUUUCGGAACGGUUGGAGCCUCCUGCCUCGCCCAAAAAAGAGGUAACCAAGCUGAAGUAG
Molecule: messenger RNA, 774 nt
Organism: Yarrowia lipolytica CLIB122
Lineage: Eukaryota; Fungi; Ascomycota; Dipodascomycetes; Dipodascales
Source: RefSeq, a predicted model, not a curated record